Cyanistes caeruleus (blue tit) is the source of this 4386-nucleotide messenger RNA. Lineage: Eukaryota; Metazoa; Chordata; Aves; Passeriformes; Paridae. The record is from RefSeq and is a predicted model, not a curated record.
AUGUCGGAUCUGGCUGGUGACACCAUCCUAUCCCCCACCCUCAUCCCUGAACUCACUGCGCCCACGUGGAGGAGAACCGUGAAGGCCCAGAAGUUUGAGCAGGGGGGCUGGGGACAUGGAGCACCUCCUGACCCUCUGGGUCCCCUGGCAGGGCUGGAGUACAGCGAUGUGCUGCCCGACUCCUUCCCGUCGGCGCCGGCGGAGACGCUCCCACACUUCCUGCUGGAGCCACAGGACGCCUACAUCGUGAAGAACAAGCCCGUGGAGCUCGUGUGCCGCGCCAACCCCGCCACGCAGAUCUACUUCAAGUGCAACGGAGAGUGGGUCAACCAGAACGACCACGUCACCAAGGAGAGCCUGGAUGAGGUCACCGGGCUGCUGGUGCGGGAGGUGCAGAUCGAGGUGUCCCGGCAGCAGGUGGAGGAGCUGUUUGGCCUGGAGGAUUACUGGUGCCAGUGCGUGGCCUGGAGCUCGGCGGGCACCACCAAGAGCCGCCGGGCUUACGUCCGCAUCGCCUACCUACGGAAGAACUUUGAUCAGGAGCCGCUGGGCAAGGAGGUCCCACUGGAGCAUGAGGUGCUGCUGCAGUGUCGCCCACCCGAGGGGGUCCCACAGGCUGAGGUGGAGUGGCUGAGGAACGAGGACGUCAUCGAUCCCACCCAGGACACAAACUUCCUGAUCACCAUCGAUCACAACCUCAUCAUCAAGCAGGCCCGGCUGCUGGACACUGCUAAUUACACCUGCAUGGCCAAGAACAUCGUGGCCAAGCGCCGGAGCACCACGGCCGCUGUCAUCGUCUACGUGAAUGGUGGCUGGUCCACCUGGUCGGAGUGGUCUCCUUGCAAUAACCGCUGUGGCCGGGGCUGGCAGAAGCGCACCCGGACCUGCACCAACCCCGCGCCCCUGAACGGCGGCUCCUUCUGCGACGGGCAGCCCUUCCAGAAAAUCACCUGCACCACCCUCUGCCCAGUGGACGGCGCGUGGACGGAGUGGAGCAAGUGGUCGGCGUGCAGCACCGAGUGCACCCACUGGCGCAGCCGCGAGUGCGCGGCCCCCGCGCCCCGCAACGGCGGCAAGGACUGCAGCGGGGUGCUGCUGGACUCCAAAAACUGCACCGACGGCCUCUGCCUACACAAUAAAAGAAUUCUAAACGAGCCCAAAAGCCACCUGCUGGAGGCCACGGGCGAUGUGGCCCUGUACGCCGGGCUGGUGGUGGCCAUUUUCGUCUUCAUCGUGAUCCUCAUGGCCGUGGGGGUGGUGGUGUACCGGAGGAGACGCCGGGAUUUCGACACGGACAUCACGGACUCCUCAGCUGCUCUGACCGGAGGGUUCCACCCUGUCAACUUCAAGACAUCCCGGCAUGACAACCCUCAGCUGCUGCACCCUUCGAUGCAGCCGGACCUGACGGCCAGCGCGGGCGUGUACCGCGGCCCCAUGUACGCCCUGCAGGACUCCUCUGACAAGAUCCCCAUGACCAACUCGCCCCUGCUGGACCCCCUGCCCAGCCUCAAGAUCAAGGUGUACAACUCCUCCACCGCCUCCUCCUCCUCGCCGGGGCUGCACGACGGCACGGACCUGCUGGGGGGAGGCCCCGCCACCAGCACCUACCCGGGGGAUGCCGCCAGGGACGGCCACUUUGCCAACGUGCGGAGCAAAGGCCUGGGCUCCCAGCACCUCCUCAGCCUGCCCCGGGAGCACGGCUACAGCGCCAGCGGCACCUUUGGUUACCUGGGGGGAAGGCUCACCGUGCCGGGCACAGGGGUGAGCCUGCUGGUGCCCCACGGGGCCAUCCCCCAGGGGAAGUUCUACGAGAUGUACCUGGUGCUCAACAAGGCUGAGACCGCCCUGCUGCCCUCUGAGGGCACACAGACAGUGCUGAGCCCGGCAGUGACCUGUGGGCCUACGGGCCUGCUCCUGUGCCGCCCUGUCGUCCUGACCAUUCCCCACUGCGCCGACGUCGGCUCCUCGGAUUGGAUCUACCAGCUGAAAACACAGUCCCACCAGGGAAACUGGGAGGAGGUUGUGACCCUGGAUGAGGAGACCCUCAACACUCCCUGCUACUGCCAGCUGGAAGCCAAGUCCUGCCACAUUUUGCUGGACCAGCUUGGCACCUACGUCUUUGUGGGGGAGUCCUACUCCAGGUCAGCCAUCAAGAGGCUCCAGCUGGCCAUCUUUGCCCCCACCGUCUGCACCUCCCUGGAGUACAGCCUCAAGGUCUACUGCCUGGAGGACACGCCAGAUGCUCUGAAGGAGGUGCUGGAGCUGGAAAGGACAUUGGGAGGGUACCUGCUGGAGGAGCCCAAGCCCUUGCCCUUCAAGGACAGCUACCACAACCUGCGCCUCUCCAUCCACGACAUCCCCCACGCGCUGUGGAGGAGCAAGCUGCUGGCCAAGUACCAGGAAAUCCCCUUCUACCACAUCUGGAGCGGCAGCCAGCGAGCGCUGCACUGCACCUUCACGCUGGAGAGGUACAGCCAGGCCUCCACCGAGCUCACCUGCAAGAUCUGCGUCCGGCAGGUGGAAGGGGAAGGGCAGAUCUUCCAGCUCCACGUCACGAUGGGAGAGCAUGGCAGCUCCUCCGACACCCUCCGCUCCCACCACAGCGGGGCCACCACAACCACCACCACCACCCAGGUGGGACCCUACGCCUUCAAAAUCCCCCUCUCCAUCCGGCAGAAGAUCUGCAACAGCCUGGAUGCUCCCAACUCCAGGGGAAACGACUGGAGACUUCUUGCCCAGAAGCUUUCCAUGGACCGGUAUCUGAACUACUUUGCCACCAAAGCCAGCCCCACCGGCGUGCUCCUGGACUUGUGGGAAGCCGAGCACCAGGACGACGGCGAUCUCAACACCCUGGCCAGUGCCUUAGAGGAGAUGGGCAAGAGCGAGAUGCUGGUGGUCAUGGCCACAGAGGGGGACUGCUGAUGGUGCUCCCCACGCCUGGGGGGCCGGGAGGACGAAGCAGGGGGUGAGGAAGGGUCCUCCCCCGAUGGCAGGGGGAGGCAGAUCCGCCCUGAGCGGGGAGGGGCCGAGGCCGGCGCUUCUCCCGCAUCACUGUCAGCCUUAGAGACCCAUCCUCAGCGUUUACAAGCAAUUCAAGUGUUAAACAGCAUUCCUCCUCAAGGCACGGGGAGGAAUUAGGGCUUCUCGAGUUGGGAUGGGGGCUUUCCUUUUCCUUCUUCUUUUUGGGUUCCCUUCCUCCUCCUGUAAUUGCAUUUCUGCGUUGAAGAGACGAAUACAAUCCAGGCUUAACUUCUGUCAAAGGCUUCAGGCAGCUUAACGAGGCAAAUAGGAAAGAAAAAAAAAGUUAAAAAAAAAAAAAGUUUCUUAGGAAACGCAAAUAAUUUAUUAUCCAGAUCUUUGUUUUUAAAAAAAAAAAAAAAAAAGAAAAAAAAAAAAGACAGAUUUAUAAAUCUUUUUUUUUUUUUCAGUGUGUGAGAGCAAGAGCGUCAUUGUGGUCAGGGUGGCAGAGAGAGAGAUUUCAAUGGACGCACUUUUGUAAGGAAAAGCGUGUGAUCCGAGUUGAGAAAAAUGUGUUUACAUGUCCUGGGACCCCUAGGGAGUCUGGAGGGUGAAGUGCCUCUCCUCCCCUCUGGUUCAGGGCCAGCUCAGACCCUUCCCAAGGCUUUUGUCCUUGCAAGCUCCCUUUUCCCUUCAGAAGGAAUGAUGGGUCCCACUCCGCCUGCAAGGAGGGAUGAGGGAUGCUGCCCUCUGUUUAGGGUUCAGGGUGGGGAGAGUGCAUCCAGAUGUGGGUAUUUGUAAUGAAUUCUCCCCUGGCAUGGUUUGGGGGAGCUUUUUAGGAUGACUACGCCUUCAUUUACAUAACUUCAGUACAAACCAAAGAUUUCAGUCCUGCGCCAACCUCCAGACUCGAGGCUAAAGGGGGAGAUGUUGUAAACCCAGUAGGAUUUUGCGGUGAGCACCCCCAAACCUGGGCUUGGGGGUCAGAGGGAGGCGAUGAGAGGGUGUGGAGGGGUCAGAGGAGAGCAGAGGCUGGGAUGUGGCCAGGCCUCCGCUUCAGGUCCCUGCACUCCUGCCUGGAUUUUGAUGCAGCGUUUCAGCACGGAUUCAGGGAGGUGUCCCUGAAUGUCCUCUGGUGUCCCCAGGCUGCGAGCCAGGCUGAGCAUUUUCACACGAGGUGAUGGCAGUGUGUGAGCAGUGCUCAGCCUUCCAUCCCUCACUGCAGCUCCUCUUUUUCCUUGGAAUAGGCUUUCUGUAGCAAUGGAGAAGCUGUGGGGUGAAUGGAAAGCAAUCGAGUGGUAGGCAGGAACGAGGUUCCUCACACCAGAUACGGUGUCACGAUGAAGGUAAAAAAUUUAGGUUGCCUGCAGGUAGAAAUAGUUACUCACUGAGUGCUGUAUCUUAGAAAUGUGUCUGUUUUAAAAAAAA